This is a messenger RNA of Gavialis gangeticus (Gharial), 4896 nucleotides long. It is a transcript of the gene MYBL1, whose product is annotated as MYB proto-oncogene like 1. Gene Ontology annotation, molecular function: DNA-binding transcription factor activity, RNA polymerase II-specific; RNA polymerase II cis-regulatory region sequence-specific DNA binding. The record is from RefSeq and is a predicted model, not a curated record. The transcript has 16 exons. Gene Ontology annotation, cellular component: nucleus. Gene Ontology annotation, biological process: regulation of DNA-templated transcription. Lineage: Eukaryota; Metazoa; Chordata; Crocodylia; Gavialidae. Bases 129 to 2396 code for a protein of 755 amino acids.
CGGGUCAGGGCUAAGAGCGGCCCCGCAGCCGCCAGGAGGGCGGGAGCGGCAGCCACCCUCGCCUCCUCCUCAGGUGCUGCUGCCGGUGGCGCGGCCUCCCCGCCGGCUCCCUAUGGUGCGCUUCAAGGAUGGCGAAGAGACCGCGCAGUGAAGAUGAUGACGAUGACCUUCAGUAUGCAGAUCAUGACUAUGAAGUACCACAGCAAAAAGGGCUGAAAAAGAUAUGCAACAGAGUAAAAUGGACACGUGAUGAGGAUGAAAAGUUAAAGAAACUAGUAGAACAAAAUGGAACAGAUGAUUGGGCUUUCAUUGCUAGUCACCUACAAAAUCGUUCAGAUUUUCAGUGUCAGCAUCGGUGGCAGAAGGUCCUUAACCCGGAAUUGAUUAAAGGUCCCUGGACAAAAGAAGAGGAUCAAAGGGUUAUUGAAUUGGUUCAGAAGUAUGGUCCAAAACGCUGGUCUUUAAUUGCAAAACACCUGAAAGGAAGAAUAGGCAAGCAAUGCAGGGAGAGAUGGCAUAAUCAUCUCAAUCCUGAGGUAAAGAAAUCUUCAUGGACAGAAGAAGAAGACAGAAUAAUUUAUGAAGCUCACAAGCGCUUGGGAAACCGGUGGGCUGAAAUUGCUAAGCUUCUCCCUGGAAGGACAGACAAUUCAAUCAAAAAUCAUUGGAAUUCCACUAUGCGAAGAAAAGUGGAACAGGAAGGGUACUUACAAGAUGGCAUCAGGUCUGAGCGACCUAGUUCAUCAAAACUUCAACACAAAUCCUGUGUCAGUGUGGAACAUUUGCAAACUCCAAAUCAGUUUUACAUACCAGUUCAGGCACAUAUUCCAGGAUACCAAUAUGCAUCAUCGGAAGGCAGCUGUAUAGAACAUAUCCCAGCUUCUGCCAACUUUAUUCAGCAGCCAUUUAUUGAUGAUGAUCCUGAUAAAGAAAAGAAAAUAAAGGAACUUGAGCUGCUGCUUAUGUCAGCUGAGAACGAAAUCAGAAGAAAGAGAGUAUCAUCUCAAACUGCAAGUUUGUCCAGUUGGUCUGGAAGCUUCAUCAUGGAAGACAGUGUAUCUAAUACUCUAAAUAACCUUGGGGAGCAGACAGGCGAGUUUUAUAGCAUGGAUGAAGCCCAGGGUGCUUCUCUUCAGCAGAAUUCACCGACCAAGUACUUGGCUGUGGAGGCAAAUGCAGUGUUGUCAUCUUUACAGACUAUUCCAGAAUUUGCAGAAACACUAGAGCUUAUUGAAUCUGAUCCAGUAGCUUGGAGUGAUGUUACCAGCUUUGACCUUUCAGAAGCUGCUACCUCCCCUGUUAAGCCUGCUCCAGUAAAAUUAAUGCGGAUUCAGCACAAUGAAGGGGCAACAGAGUGCCAGUUCAAUGUUAAUGUUAUGUUUGAUGGAAAAAAAAAUAAUAGUAGCAGUGGAGAAGAGGAGGCGAUUCUUUCUCCACCUCCUACUAUAGCCAAGUUCAGCACUCCACCUACAAUCCUGAGGAAGAAAAAAAGAUUAAGAGUUGGACAGUCACCAGCGAAUGAAAUGAAUGAUGGCUUUUCUAAUGAUGCUGUCAAUGCUGCACUAAAACAAACACCAGUGAAAACACUACCCUUUUCCCCAUCACAGUUUUUCAAUACAUGCUCUGGAAAUGAACAGUUCAACCUUGAAAAUCCUGCAUUUACAUCCACUCCAAUUUGUGGACAGAAGGUCCUUAUCACAACUCCUCUCCACAAGGAAAUGACACCGAAAGAUCAGAAAGAAAAUGCAGGUUUUAGAACUCCAACAAUUAGAAGGUCUUUGCUGGGUACUACACCAAGAACUCCAACUCCUUUUAAGAAUGCUUUAGCUGCUCAGGAGAAAAAAUAUGGCCCCCUCAAAAUUGUGUCGCAACCACUUGCCUUCUUGGAAGAAGAUAUCAGAGAAGUUUUAAAAGAGGAAACUGGAACAGACAUAUUCCUCAAGGAGGAAGAUGACUCUGUCUAUAAAACCUGCAAGCAAGAGCACACUUCUAGUAAGAAAGUCAGAAAAUCAUUGGUCUUGGAUCCAUGGGAAAAAGAAGAACUUGGUGCCCAACUCUUCACAGAAGAUAAUGGUUUGGAUGUGCAGUCAGAAAAUGCCUAUACUACAUCUUUACUAAUGAUACCAUUGUUGGAAAUACAUGACAACAGAUGUAAUCUGAUGCCGGAGAAGCAGGAUACAAGCUCGGCAAACAAAGUGAAUGCAGUAAUUAAAAAGAAAUUGAAUGCUUGCACUUCAAAAAAUAUCAAAAUGGAAAAGUCUCUUCAGUCAAAUUGUGAAUGGGAAGCUGUUGUUUAUGGAAAAACAGAAGAUCAACUUAUCAUGACUGAACAAGCAAGAAGAUAUUUGAGCACGUAUACAGCUACCAGUAGCACUUCAAGGGCUCUAAUAUUGUGAUGAUUUCUGCAACUGACGGCCAUUCUUUCCUCAUGAAAUGAACUCUAUACUGAAGGAGAUUUCAGCAAAAUACAUGUAAAUUAAGUCUUUAGUUUGAGAGAGACUUCAAAAGGAAAUCUUAAGUCUCUUUCAAGUGACAAAGGGCAGACACACAGCUUUGGCCUUUUCAAGUAAGGGAUAGCAUAAGCCAGAAUGAAUUUUUUUAAUAUUUCAAAAAACGAAAAUGUAAAAACAGUAAAGAACAUUGCAGUGAAUGUCAGCAUACACUUUUAUCUUAAUUUUUCAUAUUUAUUCUUAAUGACUUAAAUUUCUACUUUCCUAUUAGUACAUUUUUGAUGUAGGGUACGUUUACAGGUCCUUAACAUUUCUUUUUUGGAUGAACAACGUGUGACUGUAUGAACGUGCUUUUGCUUAAGUGUUCAGUUGCUUCUGUAGCAAAUUUUCUAGCGUAUAAAGAAACACAACGCAAAGGUGCCUGAAGGAAGGAUAGAAAGUUGCACUACUAGUUGUUGGUAUGCUGCACAAACGAUGAAAUUUAACUACAGUGUUAACUAUUUAUUUGAAAAUGGUACUAGAAAUGAGUAGGAAAAGGGUGAAUUAAGUUUCACAUCAGUGUAAAGCAUCAGUAUUUUCUUCAGUCUCAGAAACUGAGACCAUUGUUGAAUGUAUUGUACAGUAGGUAGGAACAGGGAAACUUUUGUAAAUUGGAAAGGAGUAUGUGUUUAUAAUUUAUUUUCCUUUUUAAAGCUUAAUAGAUAUUUAUGUAUAUGCAGGUUGUCUAGAAGCCAAUGUUGUUUCCUGUUAUAACAGUAAAAAUGGUAAAGGACAAGUUUUAACUUUUGAAGUAUAGAAUAGCAGUAAAAUUACAUACUACAAAGCAUACAAAUCUGUACUUCGUUACAUCUACUUAAGGAUUGCACUAUAUAACUUUUAAAUCAUGUUGGUCUACAAAGUAGUUAUAAAGUAUGCCUUCACUAUACAGUGAUUCCAAUAACUUGUUUUAAUUAAUAUAUUUAGACUGGGAGCUUGAGACCUAGUAUAUGACCUAGUGUUUGGGUCCUAUACAUAAACUAGAAAUUAAUUAAUUUUAUUACAUGUUUUUAAAAAAAGAACUUGGCACCUUGAUUCUUAAAACAGUCUUAUCUGCACUUAGAAGUUUGACCAUAUAUACACUAAACUUGUGAAGUCGGCAUUUUUUUAUUUAUGAAAAUCUUUGUCCUUAUUUAAACUUUUACAGGUUACAACAGUUGCUUCAGUUGCCUAUUUUAGGUAUUUGCACUUAUGGUUUUUUCCUUUUUUUUUGUUUUGAAGGAAUGUCUUGUUUGCUUUUGUGGUAGAUAUUUUAUAUAGUUAACUUCUUGCAGAUUUAUAAUGGUGUGCUAUCAACAAAUACUGACAGGUAAAUAGAAUUGUAUACUGUAGUUGUAGCUAUUUAUAAUUCAGACACUCUCUUCCUCUCCACUCCCGGGUGUGCUGCUAUAGAUAAUAGCAGAAUCGGCUUGCUGCUAUGAGAGAUGGAAAGAGCGAGCAUCAUAUGCACUGUAUGUAAAAUUACAAAAGAAAAAUGAUGUUUGGUUCUCUGGUUAAUGAGAUCAACCAUUGCUAUGCAGGAUGUAGCAAAAAUCCUACCAGGCAAUACCAAAAAUGAUAGAAAAUGGUUUGUAACUCCAAAAGUUUAACAUCUGGUGUGUGGUACAAGAAAAGUAAUUUGUGUGGUUAUUGGAAUACUUUUUAAAAACAGUUCAGGGCUGCCACAUUCCCAUUUUAAAUGAGCAUUUAAAUGCCUAGCUGCUGUUAGCAUUACAAACUUUCAGCAACUUUCAAAUCAAAUCAAUACUUCAGCAGAAAAUCCUGUAAAAUAGAAAUCGAAAAUCCUUUUUGUGCCAGGAUUAUUCCUCAUUCUUGUCAAAUUAGGAGGAGCCAACUAGAAUUCCUUGGCAGUGGUGGUUUUGUUGUAUUUAUAAUUAGCAAUAGAUUUCACAAGCAAAAUGCUACUUGCAGUACAAAAUGAAUUCAUAAAGGAUUAAAUAGAUAUUAUAAUCCUUUCAUGCCAGGAGCUGGAUUUUUCCAUGGACUUUUUAGUAGAAAUUGUUGCACCAAAGCCACCAAUACCAUGGUUGAAAUAGAUUUAUGAUAAGUAGUAUUAAUUUUGAGUUGGUAUUGGUUGAAUCUUCUAGUUAACUGCUUCUUUGUUGCUUUAGCAAGAAGGUUUUACUUUUUGACAUGUCAGGCAUCUUUUUAUUAUCUUUUGAAUGUUGUGUGCAUUUGCAUUUUUUUCAGUUUAUAAGUAGAUUGUACAUGUAGCAGCCAAACAUGCAUGAAAACUGAAUACAUGUAUAAUACUCCAUUUUUUGUUUUAAGGUUUUGACAAGAUAUACAACAAAUGCCUUGAUUUAAGCUUAGUUUUUUGUUUUACUACAAACUUUGUUUCAUGUAUGAAUCUUGCGUACAGUACAGACCCAUAUUAACAUCAGAAAUAAAGCAUCUAUGUACCAGGUUA